Messenger RNA from Saitoella complicata NRRL Y-17804, 369 nucleotides. Its product is annotated as replication factor A protein 3. The record is from RefSeq and is a predicted model, not a curated record. Gene Ontology annotation, biological process: mismatch repair; nucleotide-excision repair; base-excision repair. The coding region runs from base 1 to 318 and encodes 105 amino acids. Gene Ontology annotation, molecular function: single-stranded DNA binding; damaged DNA binding. NCBI's taxonomy places the organism in Eukaryota, Fungi, Ascomycota, Saitoellomycetes, Saitoellales, Saitoellaceae. The transcript is spliced from 3 exons. Gene Ontology annotation, cellular component: DNA replication factor A complex; nucleus; site of double-strand break.
AUGACUCAGGCCCCUACUCCCCGCGUCAACGCCUCCACCCGCUCCGAGCACGUCGGCUCCUCCAUCCGCAUCAUUGGCAAAGUUAAUAGCGCAGGCGGCGGCCGAGCGAUUAUCGACGCUGGCGGCGAUGUUGAGAUCUCAUAUCAUGAGGCCGCUACACUGAUCACUCCUGGGCGUUUUGUGGAGAUCCUCGGGAAGGUGAACCAGGACCUGACAGUAACUUGUCUGACUGCGAUUGAUUUCGGAGAGGAUUUGGAUAUGAGCAUCGUCGACAACGUCGUGCAAGUGAGUCAACAGUACCGCGACAUCUUCUACUAGGGAGCACGUGUGCCUGAAGAGCGUGAAUGUGCAGGGAGGGCCGAAGCAUUC